Leishmania braziliensis MHOM/BR/75/M2904 is the source of this 3780-nucleotide messenger RNA. RefSeq lists its product as hypothetical. Lineage: Eukaryota; Euglenozoa; Kinetoplastea; Trypanosomatida; Trypanosomatidae. The transcript has a single exon. The record is from RefSeq and is a predicted model, not a curated record. The coding region runs from base 1 to 3780 and encodes 1259 amino acids.
AUGACGUUCGUGCACACAGGUCUUUCCCGAAGCGAGCGACUCCUCCCACUGGAGUCCGCAGAGGUUCUCGACUCAACCGACUCGUUUCUCCUCCACGUCCUCCACCGUCACCACGGAGAAGGCGAUGUCGCAGGCGAUGAGCAGUGGCAUAACAAGCGGCUGCGCGAGCACAUCUCGUUAUACUGGGAUCAGCAGUACGCGUACCGCUUUUAUCAGCGCAAGCUGUUGAGCAAGGUGGGAUCGGCGCGCGGCCCGGUACGCUUUGCUGGCUUUCCGCAAGUACGUUGUGCGCUGAAGCGCACCGACUUGGCGUCAAUAGCGGCACGUGCUGCGGCAUCCGCUGGCGAUCAGUGCCACGGAGCAAGCGCCUCAGCAAAUGGUGGCACUCCCGUGCCGUUUCAGAUUAGGGCGGAGGCCGCCGCUGUCGCCUCUUCAUCUCUCUCGCAAUCCUUUGAGGGUACUUUGCCGCCGCCGCGCUCGCUGGCAGCGUGGAACUGGAUCUCACUGGUUUCUCCGUACGAGCGGCUGCUUUGCCCCUCACUGCUGUAUAGUGCAUUGCUUUCGCCUUCUGUCGGCUGCUGCACAUCUCUGUACUACAGCACUUGGCAACCAUCACCAGUACCUGAGGCUGCUUCUACACUUGCAGUCGCUGGAUGUGCACGCGCGCGGUGGAGCAUGCACACGUGUCAGUCACUGUGGUCCCUGCACUCCUUCGCUGCUCAGGCUUCGGUACCGGCUCAGGAGGUGUACGUGAUGUGCGCGGGCACCAUCAUGUAUCUUGACGUAGUCCUGACCGCUGGCAGGGUUUGGUCCGAGUUGGAGGGGCUGUGGGGCAGCAGCCUCGUCCUCGAGCUUGAAAAAGAAGAAGCGGAGAUGCAAACGGGCUGUCCUCACGACAGCAAAGCCGAGGCGUGUCGACAACUGAGAUCGUUGAAGUUGCUCCUUUCUCAGCCUCCCCAGACAUACGCAGCCAUGCUCCAGCAGGUGCGAGUGCUGCUGGAAGCUCUCACAAGAACCAACACAGUAUCCACAAGCACCAAUGCGUCUGCUGUUCCCGAAGAGGUGGUCACUGCGCUCCCUCGCCCUCUCGUGCCGUGGCUUGAAGCUGCCAUGGAGAAAGAGGUGUGGACUGCUGCUACAGAUACAUGGACAGCCGACGGCGGCAGCAGCAGCAGUGGCGGCGGCGAUGCGAGCUCCGUUGCAAUACAAAUCCUGAGGCAUGCUGCUGCAGAGUGGUUGUCGCGGCGAGGUGCCACCGUCACCGCUGCCACACCGACUGGCAGCCGCGCAGUGCCACUGCCGCCGCGCGAUCUCUGCCUGUCGCGAGGAUCAAGCCCUGAUGUGUCCGCCUGGUCCAAGUUUCGCAUGUUCCCCGGUUACUCCUCCGCGCGUACAGGGUCUUCCGCACCGCGUUUGGGCGCACGCCAGCAACCUAUCACUGGCGUGAGGUCCGCUGGCUCUGCGACUGCCGCCGCCUUCACCUUUGAGCCUUUCAUGCCUCACGACACGCCUCGAGAUCAGCAUCCCUUCUCUCUUCCUCCACUUCCCCAAGAUCCUGCGCUCAUCGCCUUCGCCGUGGUGUGGCGACGCACGCUGAGGCGAUGUGUGCUCGAGCCUGACGUACUGCGACAACGUCUGCGCCAGGUGAUCCUCGGUUACACUGGUCAGCGCUGCGAGGAGCUCCUUCGAGAAGCAAAGCCACAUCGAUCUCAGCCGCGGCAAUCAGUAAAAACGUUCACCUUGGCCGGAUCACGCGAAGGCGCAUCGUCUACAACGGUACCAGCAGAGCACACAGGCACGAUUCGCAAGAAUGGCGCUGCUGCUGAUUCCGCUCUUGAUGCAGCUUCACUUUCAGCUUCGCUGCCCUUGGCCGCAGCCAUGGCGCCUUCAUUUCUACUGUUGCUCACCUGUGACCCUAUUGCUACUUCGUUCCGUGUGUUGGGCCCCCGCUGCGGUGAAUGGCUGACGUCCAGCCGCGGUGGUGGUGGUUGGAGCGGCUUCCGGGGAGAGCUGUUCCGCUGUGUCGGACCCCCGCCGCCACCGUUGAUGGUUUCACCAUUGUUGAGUGGUGCCCGAGCAGCACAGGUGCGUCGUCGGCUACCACUGACUCUGAGAACUCCUCCCUCUGCUGUCGCCUCUACACCCUCCGCGGAGCAGCUCACCGAGACGUUUGUGGACGGGGCUCUAGAGGUGGACGGUGCUGGCGGCGUUUCUUCCGCGUCGUCCACGCCCCCUGCUUUGUGUGUUUCUCCCUUGCUGUACAGUGCUGAGGAGCUGGCGGAUCGACUCUGUCGCCUCGGCUCGGCGUUGCCCCGCUACGCUACGGAGAUGUGCGGCGAGCGUCUCCGCCCUGCCGACGCGGACUUUGUGCAGGAGGUGCUGCAGCGUCACUGCCUUUCUCUUUUUCUUGCUUGCCAGCGUCUUGGUAUUCAGCAGUGGGGAGUGCGCAGCUGGAUGAAGGGCAUUGCCCUGACUCUGCUGGACAACAGCGGGGCAGAGUCCCGAGUGAUCACCCCGGCGAGGCUCGUGGAGUUGGGGCUGCAACAAGCGAGGUCGACUGGCGGCCCGAGCGUCUUCGCGACGGUGGCAGCGUUGCGGAUGGUGAUGGGUGGUGGGUUUAGUGAGGCGCUCACAUUUGUGGAGCAUGUGCAGAAGACACCCGAGCGCACGGUCCGGCGACUGCCGGUCCGACGACUGGUGAGUAACAUCGGCGGUAUCGGCAGCGGUGGCACGUCACUGCCGGCACCGGCGCUCAACUGCACUGUGACAGCCGUGGAAGUGCUGCUCCUGCGCCGCGCAGAAGAGAGUGCCCUCUUUCGCAUUUUCCAAAGCCACCCCUCCGCAACGCUGCUGGCUGGCUGCGGUGUGCAGAGGCUCGCGUUACCGCCAACCCCCACGUCGUCAGAGCGAAGGCACGGGAGCGGUGGCGGUCAUCUGCACUCGCCUGGAUCGUCGAAACUUCUUCUGGUGCGCACAUGCGGGGUUGCAGUGGAUUGGGAUUUGCAGGAAUGCUACGAGCGACCGAGGCUCUCGCGACUGCGGGAGCCUCAGCGACUGGUGCCGCACCUUUUUCGCGAAGGCGCUUCCAGUGGAAGUACGAAACGCCUGCCGCUUCCUCCAGAGCUUGGGGACGCUGUGGAGCGGGUGUCGUUGCAGCACAUACGUGGGAUGCUGCAGUACUAUCUCCACGCACUAGACACCACCGCAGUGCCCUUUGCUACCAGCGUCACUGCCAGCGAUGCACCGCUGACGCGCGGCGUAAAACGAUCAAGAGUAGAUUUGGCGAUCAAGGGGGUGGAGAGGCCCUACGAGCCGCUGUCGAACACCGCCACGCAGUUUGCAAGUGGCAUAGCAGACAUGGAGUCCCCCACCGCGCUGUCACAGGCUAACGCGAGUGGUGCUUCUGUCGCUCACAUGCCGCGCACGACGUUGUUCCCCGUUGACCAGGCGGCGGUGCUGUACGUACUGCGGCACCACCCUCAGUACUACCGGCAGGUGAAAGGGUGCGGAAUCAAGCAGGUUUACGUGGCUGCGGCAACGUUAUCGCCGGAGGAAUCGGCAGCAGUGAUGGCCCGUGCGAGUAUGGUGCUGGAGCAAACUGACACUUUCACCGAGGUUGCGGCCACUUCUUCAGCCCCCUCCUUGGCUACUGCGGGGCCUCGCCGAGCGGUGGUCAUUGUCGAGCGGGCUUGCGGUCAAUCGGUGGAGGUGGACGUGGAGGCUUGCUACGACAAGGGGCGCGAGGGCAGGCCGCUGCGGCCCUUUAUGAUGCUUGUCUAA